CGUCUUUCCCAAAGUCAGUCAAGACCUCAGGUUAGUAUAUCUCUGUGGCAUCUGUUGGACUUGACCUGCCUGAAUAAAGACUGAAGGAUGUCUAACAGAACAGCUGUUGGGAAAAGAGGUACAAGGACAUGCGAAGAAAGACUUGAUUUCCUGACAGAUGGACUCAUGAAAGCCAAAAGUCACAUUGUGAAAAGUGACUCUAUACUUGGCGAAGUUGGAAUAGAUGUGGGCUCACCAACAGAGAACUGUGAUAAUGGAAUCCACUACCUGAACCCUCUAACGCCAAACUGGUCUCUGGUGUCAAAGUUUGCUCAGCUUUCACCUGCAGAGGAAUUAGAAGCAAGUGACAAGCAAGACGACUCUGGAGCCAAGACCAACACCGUUUUUGCCGAUAAUAACGAGACUUCAAAUCAGAAGGAAAGAAGCUCCAUCUCACACAUAAAGAGCCAAAAUGAAGUUUUGGGCCAAAAGAGGACUCCUAAUCUCAAAGACUUAAAUCCUGAGAAGUGCUCUGCAAACAAAAAUAUAAGCGAGACCAAAAUCCGAAAUGGAAAAAGCCCGUCUGAUAAGAACUGUCCCAAAAAAAGCAAAGAAGACAAAGUCUCUCAGUUUUUGGUGGCCAUGAAAAGACGGGGAUUGAUCGACACUGAGGAUCGUCCCUUCAAAUGUACACAUUGCCAAUGGGCUUUCAAGAAGCUCUGCAACUUACAGAGUCACUUACAAACCCACACGGGCCUCAAGCCACAUGUGUGUGAUAUAUGUGGCAAGGCUUACUCGCAUCAGGGCACGCUGCAGCAGCACAAGCGUCUGCACACUGGUGAGAGGCCGUAUCACUGUCCUUUCUGCGCUAAGACAUACAUCUGGUCCUCAGAUUACCGCAAGCAUAUCCGCACGCACACGGGUGAGAAGCCCUACACCUGUGACACUUGUGGGAAGGAUUUUAUCCGCUCCUCUGAUCUGCGGAAGCAUGAAAGAAACAUGCACACCAACAACAAACCGUUCCCCUGCACACACUGCGGCAAGACUUUCAACAAGCCCCUCUCCCUGAAGCGCCAUGAGAGGAAGCACCUGGGGGAGAGGCCCUUCUCCUGCCCCGACUGUGGAAAAGCAUUUGCCCUUGCCAGUCGCAUGGCAGAGCACCAAAAAAUCCACAUGGGAGUGCGCCCGUACAUUUGCUCCGUGUGCUCCAAGUGUUUCACAAAAUCUUCCAACCUAACAGAGCACGAGGCCAUUCACAGCGGAGUGCGCCCUUAUAAGUGCACCGACUGUGGCUUGGCGUUCGCCAUGGCCUCCCGUCUGGUUCGUCACCAGUUUAUCCACAACAAUCAGAAACCCCACAGCUGCAUCGGCUGCAGCAAAAACUUCAGCCACCUGGCUCAGCUGAAGCUUCACCAGGAGCAGACUUGUGCUGGGAGGAUUUUCGUUUGUGUGCAGUGUGACAAAUCGUUCCUGUGUGCCACAAAGCUUGCACAGCAUGUGAUCGAACACAAAGAAAAAAGUGUGUGAACUUGAUUAAAGACGGGCAGUGAUCUACCACAACGUGUCGUCUGCUCCGUAGCUCUGGAUAGUGUCAAAGACAACAGGCCCAACUCGGGUCAGGGGGCACCACAAUUUAUUUAUAAAUAUGUAUGUUGAGUUAAAAACUCUCCCUUUCUUCUCUAUGGUGCUGAGUUUAAUAGCUUUUGUAUUCUAAUUUUAUUAGACAACAUUAUGGGGUGAAAUAUCAGCAAAAGUAAUAAUAAAUAAAAAUUGAAUUAAAUUUUAUCAAUUAAAGUCAGACUUUGCUUUUCAACCAUGCUUCAAAUGAAUAAUAAAAAAAAAUAAACUCAUGGAACAGGCCCGGACAAAAAUUAUGGUACCCAAACUUUAAUAUUUAGUUGCAAAACCUUUUGAGGCAAUCUAUUCAUGUAACUGCCAAUGAGACUUCUGCACCUCUCAGCAGGUAUUUUGGCCCACUCCUCUGAGCAAACUGCUCCAGUGGUGUCAGGCUUGAAGGGUGCCUUUUCCAGACGACACGUUUCAGCUCCUUCCAAAGAUGCUCAAUAGGACUGAGGUCAGGGCUCAUAGAAGGUCACUUUAGAAUAGUCCAAUGUUUUCAUCUUAGCCUUUCUUGGGUGUGUUUAGGUGUGUGUUUUGGGUCAUUGUCCUGUUGCAAGACCCAUGACCUGCAGCUGAGACCAAGCUUUCUGACACUGGCCAGUACAUUUCUCUGUAGAAUCCCUUGAUAGUCUUGAGAUGUCGUUGUACCCUGCUCACAUUCAAGACACCCUGUGCCAGAUGCAGCAAAGCAGCCCCAGAACAUAACAGAGCCUACUCCAUGUUUCACAGUAGGGACAGUGUUCUUUUCUUGAUAUGCUUCAUUUUACUGUCUGUGAACAUGGAGCUGAUGUGCCUUGGCAAAAAGUUCCAUUUCUGUCUCAGCUGUCCAUAGGACAUUCUUCCAGAAACUUUGUGGCUUGUCAACAUGUAGACUGGCAUAUUCCAGUCUGGCUUUUUUAUGAUUUGCUUUCAACAGUGGUGUCCUCAUUGGUCGUCUCCCAUGUAGCCCACUUGGGCUCAAACAAGGAUGAAUAGUGAAAUCUGACAGUGAUGUUCCUUGAGCUUGAAGUUCACAUUGGAUCUCUUUAGAUGUUUUUCUGGGCUCUUUUAUUACCAUUUCGAUUAUUCAUCUCUUUGAUUUACUAUCAAUUUUUCCUCCUGUGGGCACAUCCAGGGAGGUUGUCUACAGUCCCAUGGAUCUGAAAUUUCUGAAUAAUAUGUGCAACUGUAGUCACAGGGGCAGCUAGCUGUUUGGAGAUGGUCUUAUAACCUUUACUUUUAACAUGAUUGUCUAUCAUUUUAUUUCUAAUCUCCUGUGACAACUCUUUCUUUCACUUCCUCUGGUCCAUGUUGAGUUCAGCAAACACCGUGUCACCAAACAACUACCUGAAGUCACAGUCACUUCUAGGGGUGUCGGUACAGGAUCUGCUCGGGUGCAAGAUCGGCUCGGGGUCCUUCGACUGCCGAUGACGUCAAAGUACGGCAAACCCACUCGGACAAAAUACACUACACAUCUAUACUGUUGGAAAGAAUUUAGCAGUUUCGUUAUUAAAAUAAUGUUUCUUAAGAUGUAAGUUUGUGUUUAUAAUGGUAUUUGUAAAAUAAAACACUAUAUUGUAUUCAUAAAGUUGAACUCCUCUUUGAGCACAUCCCUUGAAGGAUCAUAGGUAUUAGCAACACCUGUGAAAUGUAUUUGCAGGAAAGAAGUGUGUCCCGUUUAUUGAAGUAUUUUGUGUUUAGAGUUUUUGACGUCUUGUCCAUGCGUAGUUCAGUUACGCUCAUAGCUGCUAGCCAAAACUCUGGAGUUAAAAGUUUUCUGGCUUUACUAAAAUACCUGUCUGUACUUAUUUGAUUGAUGGUAGUUUUACUUUCUAUUAGACUCCAAAUGUAAUCAUUUCACACGUUUCCAAUUCAUAAUUUGUAAGAAUGUAUUUGGUGAUAUUAGCAUUAGCAUUCCUAUGGGUUUUUCCACGUAUAUUAGCAUUGCGCUAACCACUCGCUGCCAAAUUGCAGCCUUUACGAUUAGAAAAUCUCCUUUUGUCACAUCGCAAUUUAAUUGCACAUGCAGUUAAUCGUUCAGCCCUAAUAUACAUGCAGCUCUAUGCUAAAAGUGUAUUUUCAAAGAGUUAAUGAUGGAUUUCUUUGUAAAAGUUUUCCAUCUUUCCAACAGAAAGAUUUGCCUGGACCAACGUAACGUGAUAACAACGUAACAUGAUAACAACGUAACAUGAUUACGUAAUUCCGUAAGGUUCAUGUUCAGCCAAUCAACUACUUUGACGUCAUGGGCAGUCGACGGAACCCGAGCCGAUCUUACACCUGAGCAGAUCUUGUACCGACAGGGGCACCAUCAUUUUGGUUCAGGCCAUUUCCAUGAUUUUAUUUUUUUUUUUUUUUAUAAUUUUGCUGAAGCUUGGUUGAAAAGCAUUGUCUGACUUUCAUUGGUUAAAAUUUCAUAGAAAUUUUAUUACUAGUUUUCUUGUCCGGGGAUUGGACCGCCAAGGCUCCCGCCUUGGUCUGCCACCCGAUUCGCAUUGCACCGGACCCUUCAUGUUCCUCCUGCGGGUGGUGGGUCCACAGUUGGACGAGCCCAUGUAUCCGGUUCGGGCUGGGCCCGGCCGGGCCCCAUGGGCGAAAGCCCGGCCACCAGGCGCUCGCUCACGGGCCCCAACCCCAGGCCUGGCUCCAGGGUGGGACCCCGGUAACCCUCCGGGCCGGGUACUCCGACUCUUCGUUUUAACCGCCAUGAAAGAUCCUUCGAACCGUUCUUUGUCUCACCCUUCACCUAAGACCAAUUUGUCAUGGGAGACCCUACCAGGGGCACUAAGUGCCCCAGACAACAUAGCUCCUAGGAUCAUUAGGGCACUCAAACUCCUCCACCACGAUAAGGUGACGGUUCAAGGAGGAGAAAUGAGUUUCCUCCGUAGGGUGGCCGGGCUCAGCCUUAGAGAUAGGGUGAGGAGCUCGGACAUUGGGGAGGGACUCGGAGUAGAACCGCUGCUCCUCCGGAUCGAAAGGAGCCAGUUGAGGUGGUUUGGGCAUCUGGUCAGGAUGCCUCCUGGACGCCUCCCCGGGGAGGUGUUUCGGGCAUGUCCUGCCGGCAGAAGGCCCCCGGGUCGACCCAGGACACGUUGGAGAGGUUACAUCUCCAAUCUGGUCCGGGAACGCCUUGGGGUCCUGCCGGAGGAGCUGGUGGACAAGGCUGGGGAGAGGACGGCCUGGAGCUCCCUAGUUGGGAUGCUGCCCCCGCGACCCGGACCCGGAUAAGCGGAGGAAGACGAAGACGAAGACGAAGAAAUUUUAUUAUUACUUUUGUCAGAUUCAAGUUAUUUCUGUGACCAUUGUGUUGUUUUUUUUCACUGACUACAGGGUACCAACAGUUCUGUCCACAACUGUAAUGCAAUUGAUGACACGCACAGGUUGUCUUCUUUGCAUUUUAGGUAUUAAGGAAUAUUUUUGGUUUCUGAUUCCGUGACUUUCCUUUAAAGGAGCAUCUCUGACCAAAUCAGGUAAUUAAGUUAAUUCAAAGAGAUUUUCUGCCAUUAUAAAUUAUGUUUUGUGCAUCUAUCAUAACUAUCAUCUUAAUUUCCUCUGAGGUCACUGAUGGCCUAACUGUAAGGAGUUCAGCCAAGAUCAGUGUCUGUCGAUGCAGCCUUAAAAGGGCUCAACAUUUUCAGAGCUAUUUACAAAAAAAUUACUUAAAAAGCUUUUACCCUUCCAUCGAUGUUGAUUAUGCAGAAGACAACUAUGCUUUUUAUGCAAGAUUAUGUAUCAUCUAUGGGGUGCCAUUUGUAAAGUCAAACUGUCAUAAUCUAACAGCAAUAUUUUUGGUUAUUUAGCAUACCAUAAGAGAAAAAAUUGGGAGUUCACUUUUUUGAAGUCAUAUUUUCAUCAUGUUAUUCAUACAUUUAUAAAUGUUAUAAGUUUCCAAAUAAAUAUUUAGUUAGCAAGCUAAAUAUUUAAUUUGUAGUUAAAUAUUUAUUUUUCAAACUAAAUAUUUAGGCCUGAUCUAAAUAUUUAGUUUGUAAAAUAAUUAUUUAAUUCACUAACUAAAUAUUUAAUUUACUAAUUAAAUAUUUAUUUUUGAACUAAAUAUUUAAUUUGUAAAUUAAAUAUUUAUUUUCCGAAAUAAAUAUUCAGAUCCCAGCUAAAUAUUUAUUUUGGAGCUAAACAUUUAGUUUGCAAAAUCAGUAUUUGAGAAAUAAAUAUUUAAGUCUGACCGAAAAAUAUAAAAUAUAGUGUGGAGCUAAAUAACAUCGUGGAAAAUAAAUAUUUAGCUGGUACUUAAACAUUUAGCUAAUAUGCAGAUUCGCUUGCCAAUAAGCGGAAGUUGGUUACCAAAAUAAAUGCUGGAUCUCGCUAACUUCUUUAUAAACUCUUGCUCCGAACCAGAACUUGUUUUAUCUCCGGUUCUAUUUUUCUGAACAUGUCCGACGUGUUGGCUGAAGAAGAAUAAAUAAAAUAAAUAUUUUAUUUACAAAUUAAAUAUUUAGUUCCAAAAUAAAUAUUUAAUUAGUAAAUUGAAUAUUUAGUUAGUGAAUUAAAUAAUUCUUUUACAAACUAAAUAUUUAGAUCAGACCUAAAUAUUUAGUUUGCAAAAUAAAUAUUUAACUACAAAUUAAAUAUUUAGCUUGCUAACUAAAUAUUUAUUUGGAAACUUUAACAUUUAUAAAUGUAUGAAUAACAUGGUGAAAAUAUGACUUCGAAAAAUUGAACUCCCAAUUUUUUUCUCUUAUGAUAUGCUAAAUAACCAAAAAUAUUGCUGUUUGAUUAUGACUGUUUGACUUUACAAAUGGCACCCCAUAAACACCAGCAGCAACAAACUGUAGUGUUUUUGAUGCUUUUCACAUGUAGGACAUAAAAGCAAAGUUGCACCCAGGAUGAUGUGUGUUUUAUCGGUAUAAUGCUGCAGUUGGUGAAGAGUCAUAAAUUCCUCUCUGAUGUGGUCAAAACUACCAUAUUUUAACAUUAUCUACCAUCAUAACUGUUUUUGAUUAUCACUUUGAAUCAAAGUGAACAUUAUACAAAGGCUGUGUGUUAGAUGUGGAUUUAAACCAGUGGAUAAAAUAGCAAGUAUGUAAUAACACUGUCAUUGUUUUGUAUGCCUGUAUAUGGGAUGCUAGCACAUUAUUUUAGAAGACAAUUGAUUUCACAAAUACCAAUAAAAUACAAUUUUCUAAGUACAGGUUUUAAUUUGUUUGAAUCCAAAUGUUAAAAGUCACAUUUUUUUUAAUUAUAAUUAGAAAAUAAGAGCAGCUUGUGUUUAGUGUAUGUAGUGGAGCAGGAAUAAAAAAGUUAACAUUUAUAUGUAGAAUAUGAACAAGUAGCUUUUUCAGAGUGCUGCUUUUGGAAUCUGAUGACUUUAAAUGAUCCAGUGUUGGGUGUGAAUGAACUGGCACACUACUGACAGGCUGAAUGCAGUGACUGGUAUAUUGUUCGUGUGCGCUGGAUUCUUGGCCACUCACACUUGGCUUCUGCAGACUAAUCGUAAAAGGAUCCAACACCUGCCAUGUUGUCACUCGCUCUACUCUAAGUGAAACGUCUCUUUUGGCAUCACAGCUCUUUUUUGGCGGUUGUAUGUAUUGAAUGUGUGUUUAUUAUUUUUCUAAAUCCAGAGAAGAAAAACAAAAUCAAACAGUUUCUAGAGAACAACCACUGAGGGAAGAUGAUGGCAUCUUAUGAUUAAAAAAAAACACACAAAAUUUAAGUUGUUAUUAUUAUUAUUAUUAUUAUUAUUAUUAUUAUUAUUAUUACAUUUUACCCUGUUCCUUAGAAUACAAGCGUCUAUGCAAACACAUACACUUUAUGCAUCAUUGUAGUCUUGCAAAUGAGUCAAUAGAGUUAACAAAAAAUGUUUCACUUUUUGUUAUUUUGCUUCCAAGCAGCCACUGUUUUUGUAAAUUCUUUAAAGUGGUCUGAUUCUGAUCAUUAUUCAGUCUGCCUCUUUGCCGGUUUUUAAGAGUCGACUGAAAAACUCUUUUUUGUCGAUUAGCGUUUCCAGAACAUGUUUGAAGUCGGUUUGCUUUUAUGUUAUUUUUAGUUCUUGUUUUUAAUUGCUGUUUUAUUUCUUGUUAGGGCGCUUUUAUCCAUUGUUUUAUCCCUUAGCCUCAUGCUCUACGUUUUAUGUUCUACGUUUUAACUUCUCUUUUUAUGACUAUAUGUCUUUUCACAGUGUGUUCUAGCACCAUGGGUGCCCGGAAAGGGUUGUGGAAGGCGCUGUAUAUUAAUAAAGCUUUGAUUGAUUGA
Nothobranchius furzeri (turquoise killifish) is the source of this 7782-nucleotide messenger RNA. It is a transcript of the gene znf648, whose product is annotated as zinc finger protein 648. The record is from RefSeq and is a predicted model, not a curated record. NCBI's taxonomy places the organism in Eukaryota, Metazoa, Chordata, Actinopteri, Cyprinodontiformes, Nothobranchiidae. Gene Ontology annotation, molecular function: RNA polymerase II cis-regulatory region sequence-specific DNA binding; DNA-binding transcription factor activity, RNA polymerase II-specific. Gene Ontology annotation, biological process: regulation of DNA-templated transcription.